Molecule: messenger RNA, 216 nt
Organism: Arabis nemorensis
Lineage: Eukaryota; Viridiplantae; Streptophyta; Magnoliopsida; Brassicales; Brassicaceae
Source: the annotation of a GenBank genome assembly
AUGCGAUCUGAACUCAACAUGCUGCUACAAUUUGCCGAGCAGGCACAGUUAAGAUCAAGGGAAGUUAAGGAGCAUCUCACAGAUUUGCUUGUUAUUGGGGAACAAACACUCUCGGUUGAGCAAGAAGCGGUCGAACAACUGAAUCUUGCAAAGAAUGCUUUCGAACGAUUGGAUAAGCCUCUAUUGGGCUUUGAUUCAGAGAGGUUGAGUGCAUAA